This is a messenger RNA of Cucurbita pepo subsp. pepo (vegetable marrow), 1623 nucleotides long. Its product is annotated as FCS-Like Zinc finger 10. NCBI's taxonomy places the organism in Eukaryota, Viridiplantae, Streptophyta, Magnoliopsida, Cucurbitales, Cucurbitaceae. The record is from RefSeq and is a predicted model, not a curated record.
GUAGAGAGGUAAAGUUGUGGCGUUCUCACAGAGCUGAAAGAGGUGUGUUUCAGAAGCUCACUGUUUCACUGAUUUUGAGGCCAUUUUUAGAGACCGAAUCAGAGAAAAGAGUCGCUCACAAGUUUCACAGUUCGCCACACCAAUACCCAUUUUUUCUCUUCACAACAACCCCAUUACUCAACUUUCAAAUCUCUUCCACACAGAUUUCGAAACCCAGAACAAGAAGCUAUGAUUUUGCAGGGGUUGGUUUUUCAGAGCGGCAAUUCGAAAUAAUGCUGAGAAAACGAACAAGGUCGGUUCAGAACGAUCAAUAUAGAAUGAAUCAGCUGAAUGUUCCUUGUUCUAGUUCGAUUUUCAAAAGAUGUCACAUGUUUACUGGCUUAUCUCCUAAAGGUUUAGAUUAUGAUUCAGCUAAAAGUCCCACUUCUCCUCUUGAUUUUUGGGUAUUCCCUCUUAAAUCUCCUAGAUCAUUAUCCAAUGAGAGCCAUAGAAGGAACUGGGAUUGUAGUAAAGUAGGGCUUAGCAUUGUAGAUUCCUUAAACGACGAUGACAAUGAACUAUUUGGGAAAGUUCUUCGAUCAUCGGAUAGUAAGACCGUUCUUUUCAGACCUCGAAUUGUCGCUAAGAACAACUUGGAUCGUCCUUCAAGAGCUAUUCUUUUUCAAGGACCGAAAUCCUUGCCUAAAAACUAUGUAACUUUCCCUUUAUCAAAGACCAAAUCUCCCAUUGAUCAGGGAAACUCUAAUGUGAUUUUUGAAAUUGGAGAAACCCCGUUAGAAUCCGAGCGUUUCAGGAACUACUCUCGAUCUUUUGAUUCCUAUAGGUCGUUUGCUCCUCGUCCUGGUUUAACUGGUAACAGCCUUGGUAGUAGUUGUACUACUGAGAGCAUUGAUUCUCCAUGGUUAGCUGAAGAACCUAGAGAUUCAAAUAAACGUCCCCUUGCGAAACUGUGUUCGAGUUCUUUGGGCGUAUCUGUUGACAAUGGAUCUAAGAGGCCUCUCUCAGCAAGUGAGAUUGAGUUGUCUGAGGAUUAUACUUGUGUGAUCUCACACGGUCCGAACCCGAAAACUACUCAUAUUUACGGUGACUGCAUUUUAGAAAGUCGUAAUUGUUUGAGCUCUUCUUGUGAAAAUGAAAUGAAGGAGGGAUUGUUCCAUCCUCUUAAGAACAUGGAUAUGGCCACUUCAUAUACCUUAAGUGACUUCUUAAGCUUCUGCCAUUCCUGUCAUGAGAAACUGGAAGAGGGAAAAGACAUCUACAUUUACAGGGGGGAGAAAGCUUUCUGUAGCCUUACGUGCCGUUCUCAGGAGAUAUCGAUGGAUGAAGAGCUCGAGAAAUCCAUCGAAAAAACCUCGGUGAGUUCUCCUAAGUCCAAUGCUGACCGUGAUGAGGAUCUCUUCGGAACGAGCGUUGGUGGCUUUGCAUAAGCACUCGCCGCGUACGAUGCCCGUUGAAGUUAACGGACACCCUUUUGGUCAUCUGUUUGAAAAGAGCUGUUUUUAUGUCCAUUGGUGGCGGCCAUGGAUGAUCAUUUUUGUAAAAUCAUGGUGUCUACUGUCUUUGUUGCUUCGCCAUUUUUACAUAAACUUGACUGUGAAUGCCUUGUGAGCCUGUUUUUUGUGG